AGAAGGCAGUUUCUGGGGCUGGAUGUGUAUUGUCUGUCAGAGAGGCUGCCAGGCACUCACACACACAUUUACACACGCACACACACUUACGGCGUUUUAUUUAAAAAGAGCGGCUUCGCCGGACGUCGCUGCCCACACACACACACACACACACAGCAGGACAUGUGUCCGCCCUCAGACCUCCACGGUAUGGAGGCGGUGAGUGUGUGAUGAGGAGGCUCCGUGGGUUCCUGUGUCCGUUUUGCCGACCACGGGGAAGAGGAGGAUACGAGCCGCUGUCGGCACGGGGACAGUCGUGUUUCUGAGGAGUGAGGCGACCACGGUGGCUCGUGUCUCUCCACAUUUAUCCACCUGGACGGACAAACACCUCUGGAAAAACAGUUGACAGUGAGUGAGUGUCCACUCGUGUCGUGUCCGUCAUCCUGACGUGACACAUUCCACUCGGGCGGGAGCAAGUGGACGUGAAAGCAGGUGGACAGCAUGUUCCAGCUCCCUGUCAAUAACCUGGGCAGUCUGCGGAAAGCGAGGAAAAAUGUCAAGAGGGUUCUGGGAGACAUUGGCCUGGAGUUCUGCAGAGAUCACCUAGAGGACUACAAAGACUUCACUCCUCCAGAGGUGUAUAUCAAGCACACGACCUGGGACGAUGUGUGCAUGUGGGAACCGUCGCAUACCAAAGUCCAGGAUUACAGAUCAAAGCCUUUCUGCUGCUCCGGCUGCCUCUUCUCAUCCAAGUACUUCUCCGCAUACAAGAGCCACUUCCGCAACGUCCACAGCGAGGACUUCGAGAACAAAAUCCUGCUCAACUGCCCCUACUGCACUUACAAUGGCAACAAAAAGACCCUGGAAACGCACAUCAAACUCUUCCACAUGCCCAACAACACGGUGCGGCACGGCCCCGGUGGGAUGGCAGCAGGCGCUGGCGGUGUCAUGGUGAAGGACGGGUUGUUGAAGAGGAGCGGGGACAGCGUGGAACAGGCUGUGUAUUACUGCAAGAAGUGCACCUACAGGGACCCUUUGUACAAUGUGGUGCGAAAGCACAUCUACCGGGAACACUUCCAGCAAGUUGCCCAGCCCUAUAUUGUGAAACCGGGGGACAAGGCAAACGCACAAAAUGGCGGCACAGAGAGUAAUAACUCGAACAAUGUGAACAGUAACCAGAUCCACUGCAAGAAGUGUCUGUUUGUUCCGAGGACCUACGAGGCACUCGUUCAACACGUCAUCGAGGACCACGAGCGGAUCGGCUACCAGGUGACCGCUAUGAUCGGGCACACCAGUGUGAUUGUCCCACGUCCCAAACCCAUUCUCAUGGUGCCCCCUAAAACUCUAGGAGACAGGACCAUCAUCGGGAUGGGCCCUAAAGGUGCAGUCAUGGCCACGACCAGGUCUCCCAGUUCACAUCACCUGAGUCGGGUUGUUAUGGCGUCAAAGACCGGCUUCAGUGCUCAGAGCCUUCUCGCUGGGUUGAAACACGAAGCGUUGGGAUUAAAGGCAGGAAACACCCAGGCGUUCUCUGUCGGCGGCCAGCAGGUGAGGGUUAGUUUACCGGGGAACGCUCAGGUUUCUGUGCCCCAGCAGUCGCAUGCAGCAAAGCAGCUUCUUUCAGGCAGCGGCCUGCGGAGUCCGCUCGUGUUGAGUGCCUCUUCCUCGCUCAAGUCCAACCCUCUGGGUUCACGCGUCCAGGCGGCAGCUACCACUGUAGCAUCGCUCACGGCCAAAAAAGGCGGGUCCUCGGUCCUCGGCGCGUCUUACACGCAGAAGUGGAAAAUCUGCACCAUCUGCAACGAGCUUUUCCCCGAGAACGUGUACAGUUCUCAUUUUGAGAAAGAGCACAAAGCGGAGAAGGUGCCCGCCGUCGCCAACUACAUCAUGAAGAUCCACAACUUCACCAGCAAGUGUCUCUACUGCAACCGCUAUCUCCCCAGCGACACACUCUUGAACCACAUGUUGAUCCACGGCCUGUCUUGCCCGCACUGCCGGGCGACCUUCAACGACGUCGAGAAGAUGGUGGCACACAUGCGGCUGUCGCAUCCAGACGAGAGCGUAGGCCCGCGCACAGACUCUCCUCUAACCUUUGACCUCACAUUGCAACAGGGUAAUCCCAAGAACGUUCAGUUGAUCGUCACUACCUACAACAUGAAGGACGCGCCGCAGGAGUCGGUGGCGUUUCAUGCUCAGAACAACAGCAGCGGCAGCUCUUUGUCAUCAGCCUUGUCCGCCUCUCUAUUAUCAAGCAAGAGGCUAAUGCCUCAGCACCCGCCCAAAGCACCUCCAGUGGCUGCUGACAAUGUGCCAACAAAGAGUUCCCCACAGACAUCGGUGCCCUACAAAAGGGAUGUGGGCAAGACGCUUUGUCCUCUUUGCUUCUCCAUCCUCAAGGGUCCAAUCUCUGACUCGCUGGCCCACCACCUUAGAGAGAGGCACCAGGUGAUUCAGACGGUCCAUCCUGUAGAAAAGAAACUGACGUACAAGUGUAUUCACUGCUUGGGGGUUUAUACUAGCAACAUGACUGCCUCCACCAUCACUCUACACCUGGUGCACUGUCGAGGGGUGGGAAAAACGCAGAAUGGUCAGGACAGCCGGGUAGCUCAGUCUGCCCGCGUCACCCAGGCCCAGAGCAGCGCCCUGAAACGGGCCGGCUUUAAUAACUCAGACACGAGUGAACCAAAGCGAAGGAGGCCGGGGCCCCCCGGGGAGAGGGCCCACCCGCGGGACGUCAACGGAUCAUUUGUAGAAAAUCCCGACGAUCCCGUAGUUCUGGCUCUUGAACCCAAAGGACUUGAAAAUGAGGCGUACGAGACCAGGAAGGCGUUCCUGACGCAAUAUUUCAACGAAGCGCCGUAUCCCACGCAGCGGGAGGUGGAGAAGCUGGCAGCCAAUCUGUGGCUGUGGAAGUCCGACAUCUCCAGCCACUUUGUCAACACGAGGAGGAAAUGCACGCAGGAGUGUGAAAGCCAGAACCCCAACGUGUUGCUCGGCUUCAGCAUGCACGAGGUCCAGAAAGUGAGCCACGAGCUGGCGCUCGCUCCCCACGAUGAGCCGGUGAGCGAGGGCAGAUGCGGCAAGAGGCGGACGUCCAGGACGCGCAUGGGCGUGUCGGAGCAGGCUCUGCAGAGACACCGGGAGUUUGUAGCUGCUAACGGUGGCGCGGCACCACCACCAGAGGAAGAGCCGACGGUGACUGUGGGAGGUUUUGCCCUUAAAACCAACAGUGCCAGCACAGACCAAGCCAAGACAAUCAACCGCACCUCAGCACAGAAAAUGCCUCUGGACCUCUCUGAGCCCAUUGCUAUUGACUCUGACAGUGAUGAGGAAGAGGAGCGGAGAGACGACGAGGGACGAGAGGGAGAGGUACAUCGCCAUGGUAACGAUCAGCUUGCUGGAGCUAAGGAGAAAGUGGAGCAGAGGAUAGAGGCCAGGGUUAUUUCAGAUCUAGAUGAUAUGUCAGACGACGACGAGGAGGACGACGACGAUGAUGAUGAGGAUGAUGACGACGACGACGACGAUGAUGACGAGGAGGAGGAGGAGGAGUAUGAAGGAGCACAUGUAGAGAAUGGCCUCAGGCCCUCAGAGGGCUCAGGAAGACCAGCUGCUAAAGGACGAGACACGCUGCCCAUCAUUAUUCCCAAGUUUGUACCAUCGUCUGCCAGAGGUGGGAGAGACGGGGCUCAGCUGGGGAAGCAGAAAGUCUGACUGCUCUCCCUUCAGACCUGGUUUUAACAUCCGUCCUGAGUGAUCCGGUCACAUGUGGACGCUGCCAAUCUGUCCACAUUCCUGCAUGAACGCAAUCUGCCCUGAGGGUGGAUUAGAGACCGCCUCCUCGACUGAAGACCGCAAACUUCUUUGUAGCCGCAGUAUUAACACUGAGCGUCACAUGAUUGGAUUUGCCAGUCAUUAGUCGUCUUAUUUCAUGCUGCGGCAGCGCGAUUAGGGCUUUAAUUCACUCGGCUCCUCGUGACACACGAACAUUACUAAAAAAAAAAACUAAAAAAACUUUUUUAAUAUAAACCGAUGUCGGCUCAAUUCAAACCAUUGUCAAAUGAGUUCAGAGUUUUGAGUUUAAGUGAAUCCACGCAAGUUUUGCAUGGUAUCGGCUUUUUUAAUCCACAUGGAUCCAGCGUUUUGUGUCAUUUUUCUAAUACGGGUCCCAUUUAAAUAAAGAGACCCUUGCGUUUUUUGUGUGUACAACCAAUACACAACUUUUGGGAAAACGAUUAUGCUCUUACGCUUCACCCCACUAGAGAUCAUCUCCUCCUCUUGUGUUUGGAGUUUGUACACAACGAACGUGCAAGCUUUACGGUUUAUGCUCCACGUCUUUGGUGUAUAUUGUUAUGGCAGCGUUACAGCGCCACAUAGAGGCCGGGCAUUGAAACUACAGCAUUUAAGGGAGGGUUCUUGUGUAUGAAGACCUUCCUUGAAACAAUGCAAAAGAGACGGCCUAAAUCUCCUGUUUCUCCACAGGAAGGACACAAAGGCAACAGUAGCAUCGCACUAGCAAUGUCCCCGCCCCUGCGCCGCUGUAUCACACAAACGCUCCCUCCCUCCGUCAGGUCUGAUAGUUUUGCUCGACUGUCUUAAGUCUGUUUUAAAACAAGCAAAGUUGUUCAAAUUGUGUCCGGUUCACAACGACCGAGCAACAACAGAAGCUUUAACAAAAGACCUCAUGUAGUUCUCGUAAACAGACUCGUGUUUGAAUGCAGGGCGGCGACGUGAUGUGAUCGCUCAGGAACGGAUGUGAUCGUCAGGUUUGAUUCCCGCCAACAAAUCUGCCUCGUCUAAGCUGAAGGACGCUGCUUUGUUACCCUGGCAACGGUGAGGAGAGAACUCUUAUUGGAAAAGAAAAAAAUACAAGCCAUUCACUGACAUUCAAAGGCUGGGCUCAUCGUCGAGCAGCUGCGGCUGAUGUAAAGAACAAAGUUUCUCCCCUGAGUCGGGAGCAAAGACGACAACAAGUUACACCAAACAAAUAGAACUUUUCUUUUCUAUGAACUUUAUUACGAGGUUUGGAGACGGCGUCGACUCGAGCGUCGGCUUCAAACGACGAGCGGUCGCGAGGCCCCGACCUCAAUAAUCCACUGUUUUACGUAUGUAGUUCUACCGAGAAUAGGUUGUGUAAAUUUUGUACAGUCUUUUAGACAUGUUUGGACACACGUUGCCGUACAUGUAACCAUUGAAUAUUUGCUAUUACCUGUGUGUAAGGUAGCCCUCAUAUGUUCUAUAUUGAUAUGCUUAAUGAUAGGUGUUGCAUUUGGUGGCUGGUAUUUUCAUGUAUGUUUUUUUUUUGUUUUUUUUUAAUAAAAAAAACCCUCUCUUUU
Messenger RNA from Solea senegalensis (Senegalese sole), 5312 nucleotides. It is a transcript of the gene adnpb, whose product is annotated as activity-dependent neuroprotector homeobox b. Gene Ontology annotation, biological process: regulation of gene expression. Gene Ontology annotation, cellular component: nucleus. The record is from RefSeq and is a predicted model, not a curated record. Lineage: Eukaryota; Metazoa; Chordata; Actinopteri; Pleuronectiformes; Soleidae. Gene Ontology annotation, molecular function: DNA binding. The transcript is spliced from 4 exons. The coding region runs from base 481 to 3690 and encodes 1069 amino acids.